GCCACUGAGAGAAUCCAAGAGCGCUGCCCUUCCACACACCCCUUCUUCUGACGUCACCAACCUGCAAGUGAACGAAUGAAGUAACGACGCACCGACCGAGCCUCUACGGGAGAUACCGGGAGUCUGUCGCUUUGCACACGCAGUGAGUCCCUGUCACCAGAGGAUCCGAAAGGGGGGAAGGUCGACACGAACAAUGCGAGCAACCCAGUAACAGAGUGGAGACGAACAGAACCGGACUUGUUUUAGGAGUGAGAAAACAGACCAACAAAGAAGAAAAAAGAAAAAGACGGACGGACAAACGGAUCCAUUGCAAUCCACGGUUAAGAGACGAAUAGGUGCGGGGGGCCACGUACUGUUGUUCCGUGGACCAAAACGAGUGGAGCCGAGGUUUAAAUGUUUUAACAGUACCGCCGCCGCCUUGAGAGCGCCAGAGAGCGGGAUCUGCCCAGAGAGAGAACGACAGAGGGAUCGAAGAGAGCAAAAUCGGGAUUUGCAACCAGUUCCAAGCCUUUUUUAAUUGCAUUCGUUUCCGUGGGUGCCGUUACCGGCAACGCUAUCAAGCUGUGUUCUUUAACCAUGGGAUGUACUUUGAGCGCAGAGGAGAGGGCUGCUCUGGAUCGGAGCAAAGCCAUCGAGAAGAACCUCAAGGAAGACGGGCUCACCGCGGCCAAAGAUGUCAAGCUGUUGCUGCUCGGGGCUGGAGAGUCAGGGAAAAGCACCAUCGUUAAACAGAUGAAGAUCAUCCACGAGGACGGUUUCUCUGGUGAUGAUGUAAAGCAGUACAAGCCUGUUGUUUACAGCAACACCAUCCAAUCUCUGGCUGCCAUUGUCCGUGCCAUGGAUACACUAGGCCUUGAGUAUGGAGACAAAGAGCGGAAGGCGGAUGCCAAGAUGGUGUGUGAUGUAGUUAGCCGUAUGGAGGACACAGAGCCUUACUCCAGCGAACUGCUCUCCUCCAUGAUGCGUCUCUGGUCCGACUCGGGUAUCCAGGAAUGUUUCAGCCGGGCUCGGGAGUACCAGCUCAACGAUUCAGCGCAGUACUAUCUAGACAGUCUAGAUCGUAUUGGUGCUGCCGACUACCAGCCAACAGAGCAGGACAUUUUGAGGACCCGGGUGAAGACUACGGGCAUUGUGGAGACACACUUUACCUUCAAAAACCUCCACUUCAGGCUGUUUGAUGUCGGAGGCCAGAGGUCAGAGAGGAAGAAGUGGAUCCAUUGUUUUGAAGACGUCACUGCCAUCAUUUUCUGCGUCGCACUCAGUGGAUACGACCAGGUGUUGCACGAGGACGAGACCACGAAUCGCAUGCACGAGUCUCUGAAGAUGUUUGAUUCCAUCAGUAACAGCAAGUGGUUUGAAGAGACCUCCAUCAUUCUCUUCCUGAACAAAAAGGACAUUUUUGAAAACAAAAUCAGCAAGUCGCCAUUGUCCAUCUGCUUCCCUGAAUACACUGGACCAAACACCUACGAGGAUGCUGCAGCUUAUAUCCAAGCACAGUUUGAGAGCAAGAAUCGCUCCCCAAAUAAGGAAAUCUACUGUCACAUGACCUGCGCCACAGAUACAGGGAACAUCCAGGUGGUGUUUGAUGCUGUGACCGAUAUCAUCAUCGCCAACAACCUCAGAGGAUGUGGCUUGUACUAAGCAGCCCGUGUCGUGCCCGCUCCUUCCUUUCUCCAACUUGUCCUCUUCCACUUCGCUCUCCUACUCAACCCGCUUCCUCUGACACUGCUGUGGAAAUGAUGAUGGUAACGAUGCUGUUUACUUAAAAUAAAACAGAAAAAAAAAAAGAAGACGAAGAAAAAUGCAACUAGGUACAUAUUAGUGAGGAUAAUUAAAGAAAAUAUUAGUCAUAAAGAUAUAUAUUAUAUAUCUAUCUAUCUAUACAUAUAUACACACACACAUAUAUAUGUGUGUGUGUGUGUGUGUGUGUGUGUGUAUAGAUAGAUAGAUAGAUAGAUAUAAUGUUGUUAAUUUUUUUUCCCUUGCUCUGGGUUCUCCCCCAAUGUUCUCUGGCCUGCUGCCAAACAAACAAAGAAAUGUGUUUUUGAAAGGAAACACAGAACUCUGCAGCCUUGAAACCUUCUCGAACAAAGUUAAUGAAAGUCUCUGUUCUAAUCUAAUUUGCUUUUCCGGUGGUGUCGUUUGUUGCUAAUGAAACUUUUUCCUUUUUUUUUUUUUUUUGUUACCUUGGAUAUGGAUUGUGUUUUUGUUGAUUUUGUCUGUAUUUAUUACAUUAGCCGGUACACAGAUUUGUAUUCACAUUUUGUCUCACCUGACCCAUUUGUUGUAUAUUGUUUUGUUUCUGGCAACAGUAGUGUUUACGUCAGAACAUUUUUUGAAUAAAUAUGUGAAAAUAUCUAUCACUUCAAAAAUAUGAAGAGGGUCAGCCAAUCGAAACCUUGGAAAAAUACUCAAGACCUGCUGAAAGUGUCAAACACCAAUUCAUUUAACAUUUGUCUUUUGUUUACAUUGGCGCGACUUUCCUGUUCCGUAAGCAGUCCUGACAGGGACAGAAAGUGUUUCCUAAAGCUGGCUUUCACCCGACAGCCAAUGGGAAGCAGUGCCAGGUGACACAUGCAGGUACUGUACUGUAGAUAGCAAUGCCUUUAGAAGUGAGUACACGUUAUAACUACCUUUUCCCACUAUUAUAACCUCUACCAUAUAUUCUCAGUGUAAGGAAUCUCGGUCCUGGUUUGAAAAUGGUUGAUUAAUUUAUUCAUUUAUUUAUUGAUGAUCACAUCCUAGCCCAGGACAUACUCUUAUCUAUCGGUCUCUCUUCCUCUACAUUUUACACUAUACACCGUCAUGCCUUUACGUCUUUCACUUCAAUCCAUGCAUGGCACCCUUGGCAUACGGCUAAUAUUGGAGGCGGACCCGGGAGGGGCGGAGGGGGUGAGGCGGUCAGAAUAGUCGCCUCUUCUGCCCUCUCUCCCUCCUUACUCCUGUUCAAGCCCUUGACAUGUAUAGCAUGAUAUGACUCCAGCCUUUGUAUAAAGUGAACAGUUACGCCAAAACUGGAAGAAAAG
Messenger RNA from Hippocampus comes (tiger tail seahorse), 3026 nucleotides. Its product is annotated as guanine nucleotide-binding protein G(o) subunit alpha. Gene Ontology annotation, molecular function: GTPase activity; G-protein beta/gamma-subunit complex binding; G protein-coupled serotonin receptor binding. The record is from RefSeq and is a predicted model, not a curated record. The transcript is spliced from 8 exons. Gene Ontology annotation, cellular component: cytoplasm; heterotrimeric G-protein complex. The coding region runs from base 577 to 1641 and encodes 354 amino acids. Lineage: Eukaryota; Metazoa; Chordata; Actinopteri; Syngnathiformes; Syngnathidae. Gene Ontology annotation, biological process: G protein-coupled dopamine receptor signaling pathway; adenylate cyclase-modulating G protein-coupled receptor signaling pathway.